This is a messenger RNA of Ctenopharyngodon idella (grass carp), 1459 nucleotides long. RefSeq names its product troponin I type 1a (skeletal, slow) (gene tnni1a). Gene Ontology annotation, cellular component: troponin complex. Lineage: Eukaryota; Metazoa; Chordata; Actinopteri; Cypriniformes; Xenocyprididae. The record is from RefSeq and is a predicted model, not a curated record. The coding region runs from base 555 to 1139 and encodes 194 amino acids. The transcript is spliced from 6 exons. Gene Ontology annotation, biological process: muscle contraction.
CACUGAGGCCCCCUAGUGGGCCGCGGCCCACAGGUUGUUUUAAAUGCUAGAACUCUUUAAAGCAGGAUUAAAGAACUGAUUGGCUAUCACUUUCUCAAGCCAACAUAUUGUUCUACAAUUUAAACAUUAUUAUUAUUAUUAUUCUGAGACUAACUGAUGAAAGAGAGCUGUUAUGUCAGAGCAAUAGCACUGUGGUUAUGGAAUUCCAAAGCUGACAAAAUAAUACAUUUGCCGCAACUGUACACAAGGCAACCCGAGUUCGAGUUCCGGUUCAAGGUUUGGGCUUUCUCAAGCCAACAUCAAAGUUUGCUUACAAACUUUAGCUUCUGGUUGUUUUUAUCGUUCAUCAAGGGGAAAAAACGUUCUGAAAGUGAUUCCAAUGAUAUCUUUUCACUGUGCCGUUAUUGUUAUUGUUGUGGUGUGGACUUUGCUAUUCUUUUAUAUUUAGAACACUUUUUAGAACUAUACUGUUAUCAUUAUAGUUAUCGCUCUUGGUGUAAACUGGACUUUAUAAAAACAAUAAUCUCUACAGUGGUCUAAUAAGUUUCCAUCUUAUGCCAAUGCACAUUGUAUGCUGUAUUUUCAGGCAAGAGAGGAAGUCCAAGAUCUCAGCCUCAAGAAAGCUUAUGCUAAAGAGUUUGAUGGUGGCCAAAGCCAAGGAGGAGCUGGAACAGGAGGUGUUAGAUAAAGAGGAAGAGAAGCAGAGGUAUCUGACAGAGAAAGCUCCUCCUCUACAGACACAGGGAAUGUCAUUCGCUGAGCUUCAGGUACUCUGUCAAGAGCUUCAUGCUAAGAUUGAUGUGGUGGAUGAGGAGCGCUAUGAUAUUGAAGCCAAAGUCUUACUGAAUAAGCGUGAGAUCAAAGACCUGAACAUUAAAGUUCUGGACCUGAGGGGGAAGUUCAAACGUCCCACCCUGAGGAGGGUGAGGGUUUCUGCAGAUGCCAUCCUCCGAUCUCUCCUAGGCUCAAAACACAAAGUCUCAAUGGACCUACGAGCCAACCUCAAAUCUGUGAAAAAAGAGGAUACUGAAAAGAAGAGGCCAGUUGAGGACAGUGACUGGAGGAAGAACGUGGAGGCCAUGUCUGGUAUGGAGGGAAGAAAGAAGAUGUUUGAUGCAGCAAAAGGCCCCACCCAGUGAAACCUUAGUGACGUUAACAUGAAAGAUUACUUUUGUUUGGCAACUAAAGGUUAGGUUUAGAUUUGCAUAUUAAAUAGAUCAUUUAAAUACCUUAAUAGUUCAGUUUUAUGUGAGGUGUUGUUAAACAGUGCAUUGAUAAGACAGUUGUACUUCAUUGCAACUUCUCUGCAUUGGUGCAAACGAUUGCACAACUUUCAUUUGGCCAAUGAGUAAAUAAUUACUUGCUUAGUUUAUCUUUUAUUAUGUCAAUAUUCAGUUAUGAGAAAGAGUCAAUGUAAGGUGUACCAAUGUAUUACGUGAAUAAACAAAGUGAAACAUUU